UCUCUCUCUCUCUCUCUCUCUCUCUCGUGCGCUCUCACUCUCUCUUUCUCUCUCUCUCUCGCCCUCUCUCUCUCUCUCUCUCUCUCGAAUGCUCGGUCGCUUUCGCGCUCGCACACACACACACACACACACACACACGUACACGCCAGAAGUUCUCGUGUGGCUGCAGCGCUCGCGCUCGUCAGUGAGCUUCACUCGUGAGAGGAUUAUGUUGUUUGACAGAAUGGAUUAGGAGUGAAAAAACUUUGUGUGUGUUUUUUUUUUGAGGAAUAAGAAAAAGAAGGAGAGAGAGAGAGGGGGGGAAAAAACGGAGUACAAAUGUUCUGGAUAAUUAUUCUGGACUUUGCUCACCCGUGUGUGUCUGCUGUCUAACACUUUUCAUGGUACUUCAUAUCAGUUAGACAUCAGAUAUCAGAUGGUCGAUUUGGAGCGUUUUUUCCCGUUAAAACUCUUAACUACCAUAAAGUGUGAAAACCUUUUCUAAACUUUUAUAUUCGAUUUUUUUUUUAUUUAUUUUUAAUUUUUUUUAACGAUGGACUUUCUCUAUAAAGUCUUAAAUUUUUCUACUUUUGUCAGCGUCCUCCAGGUACUUGGUGACCAGGCUGUACCGUCCAAGCAUCCAGGCCUGGAUGUGCUGGCCACAGCGUCACACUACUGGCCCCUGGAUGAUGUAGACGGGAUCCGCAGCCUGAGGGACCAGAUUGGGAAUAGAACAGGUCAUAUUAAUGGGACUGAUAUAACACUCAGAAUCCACAACCACACUGUCCUGCCUGCCCAUAACUCUUCCUCUGUGUACACCAAUGACUCCGCCUACACUAAUAUUUCCGUCUCUGUAGACAUCGUAGAAGGAGUGGUGAACAAAGGCAUCUAUCUGAACGGAGACCGCGGGGCCACCUUCCUCCACUUCGGCAACUACAAGAACUCGUGCAUCAGCGACCCCACGCUGUGUGGACCACAAGGGAUCACGUUCUCCUUCUUCUGGAAGAACCAGGAGUCGCAUUCGCGCUUCGCUGUGAUGUCAGGAGGGAAAAUCAUCUCCAACGGCUUCUCGGUCUACACCAACCCCUUGGGAGGAUAUGUGGAGUUCUACACCAGACGAAACUCUCAACGCUGGAAAGCAAAUAUUAACCUGCCAGGACCUUUCUGGACGCACAUCCUGUUCACGUGGACCCUUAAAGACGGCCUGAAGAUCUACAUCAACGGCACGUUCGACAUCGGCGACCCGAAAGGCGACGUGUCGCAGAAUUACGGCAAUACGUACGCGGAUUUGGUGAUCGGGACGGGAUCCAGCCACUCGUACGGGCACUACGUCACCGCGUCCUUUGAUGAGUUUGUCAUUUGGGAGCGAGCGCUUUCAGCCAAAGAGAUCUGGCUCUACUAUAAAGCUGCCAUAGGCGAAGACGUGGUUUAUCCUCCGACUACCGAGUCUCCGUCUUCCGUCCGCUCCACGACAGACGCCCUUCUGCAGGAAACAGCAGCAUCACCCUACAGCACUGUCUCUAACUUCACAGAGAUUCAUGACUCAGUGUCCAUGUCUCUGCAAGGCUUCCUCCAGUCUUCCUUCAUUCUGCCCAAUAGGACUAUUCCUAAGGACACGGCUCACAAUCUGACACAGUCAUUUCUGAAGAGCGUCGACGAAGUGAUAUCCUCCAGUAGCUGGCGAGAAGACGAGGAGUCGACUCCUGUAAUCAGUGGACUCAUAGACACAGUGGACAAAGUCAUGGGGCACAUGGUGUCCAACCUGGAGGCUAAACCGAAUUCUCUUGUCGCUUUUGGUGGAAAGAGCUAUGUUGCAGAUUACGCCCUGAUGAAGAUCCCGCAGAGUUAUAACAUGCAGAACUACAGAUUCCCAACACAAGGCAAGAACUACAUCUCAGUGCCAGGAGAGGCCUUCGCUACAGAAUCCCAGACCACAAUCGUAGGCCUUUUCUACCACAGCAUGCACAACCACUACAAGCAGAUCAGCCCUCUGAGAACAAGGAUCGACGAGGCGGUGGAAUUUAAGGACCAUAAGAUCCAGGUGGCCAGCUAUCUGAUCUCCCUAAAGGUGGAGCCCUCUCCUGCCCUCUCGGUCAACCUGUCGUCAGAGCCACUGAUCAGAAUCAUGCUAACACACCAACUGAGCAAAGAGCAACAACUUCAGGCCAUGAACGAGAGCAACAAGGUCUUCCUCUACUGUGCCUUCCUGGAUUACAGCUCCAAGGAAGGCGUAUGGUCCGACAACGGCUGUCUGAGAGCCGGAGGGAACCUUUCCUACUCUGUCUGCGUGUGCAACCACCUGACUAACUUUGCCAUCCUCAUGCAGGUGGUUCCUGUGGAGCUCUCUAAGAGCCAUCAGGUGGCGCUCUCCACUAUUACCUAUGUGGGUUGUUCCAUCUCCAUCUUCUGUCUGGCCAUCACCCUGGUCACCUUCGCUGUACUCUCGUCUGUGAGCACCAUCCGGAACCAGCGCUAUCACAUCCAUGCUAACUUGUCCUUUGCCAUCCUGGUGGCCCAGAUCCUUCUGCUCAUCAGCUUCCGCUUCGAACCCGGGACGUUGCCCUGUAAGGUGAUGGCGGUGCUCCUUCACUUCUUCUUCCUGUGUGCGUUCGCCUGGAUGCUGGUGGAGGGGCUUCAUCUCUACAGCAUGGUGAUCAAAGUGUUCGGCUCCGAGGGCAGCAAGCACUUCUACUACUACGGCAUCGGCUGGGGGUCCCCGGUGGUCAUAUGCGUUGUGUCCAUAACAUCAUCUCUGAGCAGUUACGGAGAAGACGGAAACUGCUGGCUGUCUCUGAAGAACGGCGCUGUUUGGGCGUUCGUGGCUCCGGCUCUGUUCGUCAUUAUGGUGAAUAUCGGGAUCCUCAUCGCUGUGACCAGGAUCAUCUCCAGAAUCAGCGCAGAGAACUACAAAGUGCAGGGAGACGCUAACUCGGUCAAGCUCACUGCUAAAGCAGUAGCAGUCCUCUUGCCUAUCCUGGGCAUCUCGUGGACCUUCGGCGUUUUGGCCGUGAACGAUCAGUCCUUCCUCUUCCAGUACAUGUUUGCAGUUUUCAACUCUCUGCAGGGCUUCUUCAUCUUCCUCUUCCACUGUCUGCUAAACUCGGAGGUCAGAGCUGCUUUCAAGCACAAGACCAAAGUGUGGUCUCUGACCAGCAGCUCCAUCCGCAACAUCAACGUUAAGCCUUUCAAUUCAGACAUCAUGAACGGAAACAGAGGGGGCGUGAGCCCGACAAGGAUGAACACGUGGGACAAAAGCACCAACUCAGCUAAUCGCAUCGACCUGUCGGCACUCUAAGAGUCAACGGACAAUGGCUACUGAACACGAACGAUCCACGAACGCGCAGUGAAAGUCGUACUCCUCCUCAGACACACCGGCUGACUUAGCCACCGUUCCUUUUCACGACGACUCGGCGGUUUGACCACGUCCUUAACGCGACCGGGGCGAAGAAAAGACCACGGCUAGUAGCCCCGACAUGUACUGACGUCACUCUUUCCCACUGACACCACUCGCUUCACCAAGACAGGCUAGAGUUCAGAGCCAUAUAGUAAAACACGUCACAGAUGAAAACACAAGACUCGUGUUGGAUAACGUAAUCCCUUGUUCGGCGUCCCACUACAAAGCGUCCUCCUCGUAACUCCAGUAGCUGCUGGAUUCCUACUGCUGUCUGUGACUCGACACCAAACUGUGACACGAGAUGCGUCUCGCCCGAGGCGUUCUUCUGAUAUCUACAGCUCUGAUUUAGUUGGAAUGAAAAUCAGGCCUGGGUUACACGUGAGCCAUGUAGUACUUUUCCAUUACCAAGGCGCGCGAGCGUUCGGCUGGCGAGACCGCGUGGCCGCAGCGGAAGCCGUUCCCGGACGAGGAACCCAAUACACGCGUAGGGUUCCGCCGCCGCGUGUCCGUCGUAUUUCCUCACAGAUAUCGUGCCGUAAUGUUGUCCUCUUCCUACAGAUACUUUAUAUAAAUUAUUGCCGUGACGUCGCUUUCACAGAUAUCUACUGUUUCGUGCGGACGAGACGGUUUUAUGCGAAUACCCACGAAGCCAUUUCGACAUCACAGACCGAUUAGCGCGACUAUGCGCAAUCAAGCAUUAAUUAGCGUUUUACAUUUCGUUAACGGCUUGUCGAAGCGCCGAGGUGUUAGACCUUGAGACCGACUCUUGGCAUAGCGGAAUACGUCUACGUUUUGUCUCCGAAUUUGGCCUGUUGCAGUAAGCAGAGCAGAUCCGACGUGUCAGACGUCCCGAGCGCGUCGUCAAGAUCAGCAUCGGCUUUUGUGCCAAACGUCGCUCGUAAACGAAACGUCCGCACGGAGGUCGUUCCUUUAAACUAUAAUGCUGUCGUUGUUUUCUUGUAGCAUAAAUAUUUAAGGUAUAUAAUGACGUAAUUGUGCCUUUGUGACAUCUUUCUUCCUUUCUUUCUUCAUUUGGACUUCUUGAACCCAUUCUCUCUGGAUUCUUGUUUCCUUUCUUUAAAUAUAUAUAUAUUUAUAUAUAUAUAAUCUAAAUCUUAUGUGUCUGUGAAGCAAUUAGAAUUUUGCCCAGAUGAAAUCCCUGGUUCUCGGCGCAGUGUGUUUCUGCUCCGUGCCCCUUUCGACGGUUUGUGCGUUUCUCAUCCGUUCAACCGCGAUAACCGGACCGACGGCGAUCGGCGAACGCGCUCUAGAGUACGCGUGCGCUCCCGAUCGCUCCGCUUUCGUUCCAAGAGAUCUUUCUUCACAGGUCCCGGUCGUUAUUUUUCCGUUAUUUCAUCCAUGGCCAUGAAUCCCAGAGUGACUGUGUCACUUCCUUCUCAGUUCUAAUAGACUGCGAUUAUGACGCGGCAGGGUCCGUGCACGGACACCGAUACGCCGGAUGCUGUCUAUAAGGGAAAAUAUUUCGCAAGGUUCUUUUAAAAAUAAAAAUUAAAAAUUUUACAAAAGCACGAAGAGACUCCGAAGAUGUAGGACUGAUGAGUACGGAGUAUGACGCUGAGGAUGAAGCGAUGUACAGCGCAUUAAGAUGAAAAAAAAAACCCCCCCGUCUUUAUGUUUUGCAUUUUCAUACGAUUAACAAUGUGAGACUGUGUAUUCUGUGAAGUGUUUCGUCCCUUGCUGCCGGCGUGGAGGCCGUUAGAAACGACAGUAGUGUCGCUUUUCGGGGUCACACGGCACACGUCGUGACAGAGAAGGUGAGACGAAAGUCUUUAUUUAUGCCGAUGUCAAAAUAAAACUCCAAUAUACUGUCACUGUGAUGCGAUCUUUUUUUUUCUCCCCCCCCCGUGUGUGAACGAACCCGUUUAAGAAGAACCGCGAGGAGCGAAACGCAGACUUUCCGAGGGUCAGGCUGUGCGGCGGGAAAGAUUCUGACCUCGUAGGUGUAUAUCUCUCAACUCUUUCACGUCAUAGAAAUGAUUUCGCGCGCAGUCUGAGGAUCAAACUGGUCUCGGAGAAGGAUUUACAGACGACGAGAGUUGAGCGCGUACGAGUUCGCGCAAACAGAAUCCGAUCUGUUAAACACCGAUCAGCCGUAACGUUCCAAACAUGGACAGGUGACGUGAAUAACGUCGAAGAGCUCGUUACCGUGGAGGGAUGGGAUGGAUUCAUGACGUAGCAUGUGAACAGUCGGUCCUCAAAGUCGACGUGAUGGAAGCAGGGAAAAUGGGCAAGAGUACGGAUCGACACGGGCCAGAUUGUGAUGGCUGGACGAGCGGGUCAGAGCUUCUCCAAAAUGGCAGGUCUUGAGGGGUGUGUUCAACGUGAACACUGUAUCAAGAUGGAAACCUUGUUUCUUUAAAGACACUAACACCAAACAGCUCAGAUUUAGGCUCGGAUCGGAUUAAAGUGUCUAAAUGCUAAGCGCUAUAUUUAGACGAAGACGUCGACGUCGCGUUAGUGUCACUCAUCCUUCUUUCUCUAAAAUGUGCUGCGUUCGAUUCCGGUGUUGUUUUUCCUUCCCUUCUUCCAGUCGACUAACAGAUAUGAUUCACACGUCGAGAUACGGAUCUAAAAGUAGAUUAUGAGCAGAGGGAAGUGUCCGUGUUAGGAAAGAACGUGGUGUUUGUUGACUUUGGCAGCGGUGUUCGCAGCGAGGCUGCGAGACUGACACCUGCCCUCCCAAAGGUGCAGCCGCUGAUGUCAGAGCGGAAGAGUCAGUCCUGCCUCGCAGCUGUCUUUCAUCACGAUCUGCGUAGGUCUUUUCUGGGCGGGGGACGCUGUUUAUACGAUUCCUCUGGCUCCCUUACAGAUAUUAGGUUAAUCGGAUUUCACGGUUGGCUGCGCCCAAAGCUGUGAGGCUUUAUCUCUUUACUUAGUCGGGCUGUGAUGUAACGGGGUCGCUUUAGUAAAAAAAAAAAGAAAAUUAAUAAUAUUUCACGGUCAAGGGGUCAAGAUGGAAAAAUGCGACCAUAAUCUGCUGGAUUGUAUCCGGUCUAGUCUGUAUGUGUCUCUAAGGAUCCAUCGUAUUGUAACAUCACGUCCAGAACAUCUGGUCACGUAUCAUCCGGCUUCACGGCAGCAAACGUUAUAUCCGUUGUGAAAAUAAAUAAAUAAAUAAAUUGCUUUUAUUUAUGUAUUUUUUUUUUAAAAAUUUUUAAAAAGCACACCUUGGAUCUCGACUGUUUUUUUUUUUGUUGUUUUUUUUCCAUUUUGAUUUUAUUUUAUUAAAUCAUAUAAUCGUUACGGUUUACUGUAUGCGGUGUGAUGAAAUGAUGAUAUUGCUGGUGCACCAUACAGCGAUGAAGACAUGAUUCAUGGGUAAAUGUUGCUAUUUGGACAUAUCUGUGGGAUGGGAAAGGGAUAUUCUGACAUAGUUUGAAAUAUGUUUGUAUGGAUCUCACUAGGUUGGUUUGUUUUUAACCCCCUCCUGAUUUUUCCUCCCUAAUUUACUCUCCUCCAAUUCCCACCGACCCGCCAGCUCUCCCCAUCAUACCACAGCAACCAACCUGCAAAGGGAGAUGCUCCUCGGAGACACCCGGGGCCGCCAGACACGUCUCUUCCACCCUCUGCUCAGUGCUCAUCACGGGGCGACGUACCACACUCGGAGGAUUCCGCAUGCUUGAGCUAACUCUUAUAAAUAAAGCUUCCAAUUAGAACCGAAAAGUUCUUCA
Molecule: messenger RNA, 7065 nt
Organism: Ictalurus furcatus (blue catfish)
Lineage: Eukaryota; Metazoa; Chordata; Actinopteri; Siluriformes; Ictaluridae
Gene: adgrd1
Product: adhesion G protein-coupled receptor D1
Exons: 26
Coding region: 533-3274 (913 amino acids)
Biological process (GO): cell surface receptor signaling pathway; adenylate cyclase-activating G protein-coupled receptor signaling pathway
Cellular component (GO): membrane
Molecular function (GO): G protein-coupled receptor activity
Source: RefSeq, a predicted model, not a curated record